CGUUAUGGAGCCUUCGAACACUCCGUGCAAGGCUCCCUUGUAUUCUUGUCUUCUCCUCUUCAAACUACUUUUGGCGAAUGCAGUUAUCAUCCCAUUUUACUUUCUCCAACCAAGCCGCCAAUCAAUCAUUUUCCUAACCUAUUGUUCCCAAAGUCUCAACCGUCCGUCAAUCUGACAGUUGACCACGUGAUAAGACUAGCCCUUCCAUAGCCGCGUCUCAAGAACAUCAUCACCAUCGCCAUGACGGAUCGACCUCAGUCAGAGAUCAUCCGAGAACAUCCCAUCGGCACAGGCCUAGAUGCCUUCCGUGCUUCGUUCGAAUCAGUCUGUAAAGACAGGGGCAUCUCCUGUCCUACGCCAGACGCGCUCAGUCAGCUGGGCCCACAAGGUGUCAAAGGUGAGGGAGACAGGCCCACGUUGCCGAGAUGCCCAUCUAACCACUGUUUAGAUUUGCGGGGUCUUGCGUUUAGUCUUCUGGACACACUCCAAACCCUCCCUAUUACCCGUCUUCUACGUUCGAAUACGGGCAGUGGCACCCUUCGAAUCGAUCUGUUGAGACGCCUACCCGCCCUCGACUCCGACGACGUGAACAACUUCCACUCGGACCAAUUCGAACCGCUUUUCAAUGCAGUCCUCACCAACAAGCCCGACGAUGAGAUCUGGCGCCAAGUUUACUGUGCCCUUACCGAAGCCACCCCGCCUCCCCGACCGACAGCAUCUUACUUUCGUCAAACUCCGCGGUCUAUCAACACGAGCAGCUUCGCAAACUCCUCCGAGUAUCGCAAGCAUGUGGACAUGGUCCUCAAGGAUGAGCUCGGCGCUAUGUACGUCGACCUUCCUGACUUCCAUGACAUCUUUUUCGGUCGGGUGGCGGGUCUUAAGACAGCAUCAGAGGCCGUCUUCAACAAGUGCACGGAAGGCAGCGAACCACUCUUCCGUAAUGGUUGGUGCGGGUGGCCGACAGAUGCGAACCAGAACCGUGUCCUGGACUGGUUUGCAGAACUGAGCGAGAAACUGGCAAUGUUUGCAGAAGAGUACAAUCCGAAUCAGACACCGACGCCUCGACGAAGGCUGCUGGUACAACCCAACAAACGGAUCCUCGGCUCGAUAGCGGAACGCAAAUUGGAUGUCGGCUUCGUGGAUGACUCAAAGGCUGGAAAGGAUACGCAAUGGCGCUGGUCGCAUGUCCUCGUACCGGGCGAGCUGAAGAGCAAUCCUUCUGCCGAUAUAGCGUCAAACGCAUGGCUCGAUCUCGGGAAAUACGCGAGGGAAGUGUUCGCUGCUCAAGACACACAGGACAGUCGACGCUUCGUCUUGGGAUUUACCAUCUGUGGAUCAUUCAUGAGGAUAUGGGAGUUUGAUCGGCUCGGGGCCAUCGCAUCCAAACAGUUCGAUAUCAACAGGGAGGGCUUACAGUUCGUAUCAACGGUCCUCGCGUUUCUCUGGAUGAGCGAGGAGGAGCUUGGGUUCGAUCCAUCCAUCAUAAAGGAGGAUGACAAGCGGUUCGUCCAGAUCAAGAGGAAUGACUCAACAGAGCGUCUCAUCAUUGAUAAAGUGAUGCUACGCGCACGUUGUAUAUCCGGCCGGGCAACGACCUGCUGGAAGGCCCAUCCCGAGGGAGACCCGCAGACGCCACUAGUCAUCAAGGAUUCCUGGCAGUACCCUGAGCGCGACGAGGAAGGGGAGCUGCUGCGAGACGCGACCGAUAAAGGGGUAGUGAACGUAGCUCGAUACUAUCACCACGAGACGGUCCAGGUGCGCGGAGCCGAUGACGAUAUCCGAAGCAACGUUCGGGGAGGAAUGGAUGUUAGUACGGCGAAGAACUACAGGCCGGAACGCUCGACGCCGCCGACCAGGACGGUUACGGCCAGUGCCUCGCGGAAAGGCCGCAGUACUAGCAUGGCUGGCAAGAAACGGUCAUCUAGCCAAACCGACGCCGCUUUACCCUCCAGCAAGCGAUCCUGUACGACCCAGGCUAGCAGUGAUGCGCUGCCAAAUCGGGUACGUCGGCGAGUCAUUGUUCGCGACUAUGGCCGACCCAUCUAUAAGGCAAGCUCCCGAGCAGCCCUACUUGCUGCGUUGAAAGGCUGCAUUGACGGACACGAGUCCCUAUGGAGAAAGGCCGGCCUCCUUCACAGAGACAUCUCCAUCAACAACCUCAUGAUCAAUGAGGACGACAACAACCCUUCCUGGCCUUCGUUCUUAAUCGACCUAGACCUUGCUGUCAGAAAGGAACGAGAAGGUGCCUCCGGAGCAAAGGGCAUGACCGGCACCAGGGCGUUCAUGGCAAUUGGGGUCCUUCUGGGCGAACAACAUUCCUUCAUGCACGAUCUCGAAUCAUUCUUUUGGGUCCUGUUCUGGAUCUGCGUCCACUACAACGGGCCAAACGACAGCGACAGCAUGGUUGUUGACGAGUUUGAGCAGUGGAAUUAUACCAGCCCGGUAACGUUGGCAAAGUUGAAGAAGGCGACAGUUGAUGAUGAAGGAGAUUUCAUCGAAUCGGCAGAAGAAAACUUCACGCCAUACUACCGGCCGUUGAUACCUUGGGUCAACAAACUACGGAGAGAAGUAUUUCCGAACGGUGGGAGGUGGAAAAAAGAGGACGAGGGAUUGUAUGAUCGGAUGAGGGGGAUUCUUGAGAAAGCUCGAGAGGAUCCAAAGGUAUUACGGAGAGAUAGCUCUACGAAUUAGUGUAAUUAGUAGAGAGAAUUAUAUAGUGAUUUGCGUGUACGGUUUCCAGCUCCUCCCUAUUUGCCCAGUUCAACCAAAAUGCCGAUUGGAGUACCAUACAAACAGCCAAGUCAUUCUACGCCGUAACUUUUGGAUUGGUUCUAUUAGAUGUGGGCUGCCCGUGGUUGCCUUGUUGCGUAGGGUUCAUUGACG
Neurospora tetraspora is the source of this 2883-nucleotide messenger RNA. RefSeq lists its product as uncharacterized. The record is from RefSeq and is a predicted model, not a curated record. Bases 241 to 2691 code for a protein of 816 amino acids. The transcript has a single exon. Gene Ontology annotation, biological process: protein phosphorylation. Lineage: Eukaryota; Fungi; Ascomycota; Sordariomycetes; Sordariales; Sordariaceae. Gene Ontology annotation, molecular function: protein kinase activity.